Messenger RNA from Megachile rotundata (alfalfa leafcutting bee), 772 nucleotides. It is a transcript of the gene Membrin, whose product is annotated as Golgi SNAP receptor complex member 2. Lineage: Eukaryota; Metazoa; Arthropoda; Insecta; Hymenoptera; Megachilidae. The record is from RefSeq and is a predicted model, not a curated record. Gene Ontology annotation, biological process: vesicle fusion; vesicle-mediated transport. Gene Ontology annotation, molecular function: SNAP receptor activity; SNARE binding. Gene Ontology annotation, cellular component: Golgi apparatus; late endosome membrane; endoplasmic reticulum membrane.
AUUAAAAAACAUGGAAACAUUGUAUCAUCAAACAAACAAAUUAGUCCAAGACACACAGCAUCUUUUCUCACAACUUGAGAGAACGUCGCCUAACCUGAACAUACAGGAAAUAGAAGACAAUAUUGAAUCAAAAAUAAAUCUUAUCAACAGCAAUUGCGAAAGACUAGAUAUACUGUGCCUUAAAGGCCCUACAUUUCAAAGACAAAAUGCUAAAAUGAGAGUAGAUCAAUUGAAGUAUGACAGCCGUCAUCUGACAGCUGCUUUAAAUUCUUGGCGCAGAAAAGUGUUAAUGAAACAAAGGGAAGAAGCAGAAAGGGAAGCAUUAUUGUCGAGAAAAUUUACUACAAAUGCUCAAGUUGACAUUAUGAUAGACCACAAUGUGCAACAUAAUUCUAGCUUACAAAAUGCAAUUCAUGGAGUAGAUGAUCUCCUUCAAAGUGGGAGUAAUAUUUUAGAUAACUUGAGAUCACAAAGGAUAACUUUGAAAGGAGCUCACAGACGAUUAAUAGAUAUUGGAAAUACUCUAGGACUUUCAAAUACAACAAUGAGGCUAAUAGAACACAGAACAAAACAAGAUGGAUUUAUUUUAGUUGGUGGAAUGUUAUUCACUAUCAUUGUUAUUAUUUUAGUUAUAAUUUAUCUUACAUAGGAACCAAUUUGUUAAUAAUGUUAAAUGCUUCAUAUUUCAUGCACUAUAUUGAGUGUUGCAUUGUAAAAAUAAAAUUUAUAAUUAUUUUUAAUUAUACACUGUAACACUUGUAUUUGUACAUAA